CCUCCAACAACCAGCAGGCCAACUCGAAAACUUGACGAUCAAAACAACCAAUAUAUAUAUAAUCGUCGCGAUGUCAGGGGUGUGGGUGUUCAAGAACGGCGUGUACCGGCUAGUGGAGAAUCCGCAGGCGGAGGGGUCGGAGGGAGGGAGGCACGGCAAGGGAAGUGGGUCGAGGAAGAAGGUGCUCGUCUACUUGCCCACCGGCGAGGUAGUGUCGUCCUACGGCUUUCUAGAGCAGAUUCUGACUGGGUUAGGGUGGGAGAGGUACUAUGGUGGAGAUCCUGAUCUGUAUCAGUUCCACAAGCAUUCCUCCAUUGACCUUAUCUCUCUCCCCAGAGACUUCUCCAAGUUCAACUCCAUCUACAUGUACGAUAUCGUCAUCAAGAAUCCCAAUGUCUUCCAUGUCCGCGACAUCUGAUGCCACUCUCCUCCAUUCUUCUUUUUUCUCCUUCAUGCUCCGUCUCAUCAUCACUUUCUGGUGUGUUUUCUUUUCUCCUGCGAGUGUUCUCUUCUCCUAGACUUUGAUCUCCUCUAUAUUUUAGCAAGGAUUUGUUUGUUUGGCUUCCUCUUUCUAGCUAUAUGCAUAUAUAUAGCCCUGUGGAUAUAUGUAUAUAUGCACGUAUACCAGGAAUAAAUUAAACAAUCCAUGGUGUUUUUAAGAGCCGAAAGUGCUUGGUUUGCUGGUGUGCUAGUUUGUGUAACGUCUUUGCUUCUGCAAUGUUAUUGGGAUGAAGAGAGAUCCCUUCUAAUUA
Prosopis cineraria is the source of this 752-nucleotide messenger RNA. RefSeq names its product flowering-promoting factor 1. Gene Ontology annotation, biological process: regulation of flower development; vegetative to reproductive phase transition of meristem. Lineage: Eukaryota; Viridiplantae; Streptophyta; Magnoliopsida; Fabales; Fabaceae. The transcript has a single exon. The coding region runs from base 71 to 418 and encodes 115 amino acids. The record is from RefSeq and is a predicted model, not a curated record.